Molecule: messenger RNA, 1725 nt
Organism: Mesorhabditis spiculigera
Lineage: Eukaryota; Metazoa; Nematoda; Chromadorea; Rhabditida; Rhabditidae
Source: the annotation of a GenBank genome assembly
AUGGCCUCAACUAGUCAACUGAUCCGGGUACUUGGUGGCGGCAGUUUCGGCACUGUAUAUCUCGAAUUCAGGAAUAAUCGAAAUGUUGCCACCAAGCGUAUUAAUGGGAUUCAAGAUCCGCGGCACCUUCGCCGUGAAGUCAAAAAUCUUCAAAGUCUCGCUUUGGCCGUUCCGGUACUCUCCGCUAUACCGCGCCAGAAAUAUUCGCUGAUGAGGCAAAUAUGCACCCGGCGUGAGCCGGGAGGUCGGCCAACUGCUACGGACGCACUUGACGCCGCAAAUUUGAUAAAAACGGAGUCGUUUUAUAAGCUGUUCCGUUCCAACCAGCCAACUACUGCGGCAGGUCACGCAAGUGGCAGUCGCCCAUGGCGGGUAGUUGGUGCAAGAGAAGACGAAGAGGAACCCCCUGGCAGAAACGUGGCCGAAACGAGUUCGCCGAAUGAAGAGGAUAAAUUGCUUAAAGAAAUAGCUGCUGAGGAAAGAGAAGAAUUUCAAGCAAGAGAAGACAGGAAACCUCGUAUCAAACGUAAUCUGCUCGACCCAAAUGAAGAUCCGUCCAUAUGUACCAUGAUAGGUUGUCCCCAAGGAAAAGCCGAACUAUCGUUUGGUAAUGGCACGAAGAGAUGUGUGCCGUUCGAUCGAAUCUCUGGCGAAAUACCUGAUAACUUCAUUUUGGGCGAUUGUCCUUCCGCCGGUGAUUGCGAUUGUGGCGUAAAUGAGCCAGUUUGUGUGCCACAAUCUUCCCUCGUCGAUUACGAUAAUGUCACGAUGCGGUGUAUCCAUGAGGACUGCACCGAGUUGCCCGGCCAUCAUUCGUGUCUCGAUGGAGAAAAGAAGCAGAGCUGUAUACCAUAUGAGAGAUUGACUAAAGUGAUCAAUGGCACACAAUGUGUUUUGGACCCGCGCCACGCCUCUUGUCCUCUUACGGCACUAAAUUGCGCUAAGCACGAGGCUCCGAUUUGCGUGGAGAUGAACACGCCGAAAAAUCGAGACGGUCCUUUGAUUGGAUAUGAUGGAAGUUGGAAGACUUGUACCCUGAAAGAAUGCACCGAGUUGCCCGGCCAUCAUUCGUGUCUCGAUGGAGAAAAGAAGCAGAGCUGUAUACCAUAUGAGAGAUUGACUAAAGUGAUAAAUGCCACACAAUGUGUUAUAGACCCGCGCCACGCCGCUUGUCCGCUCACGGCGCUAAAUUGCGCCAGGCACGAGGAUCCGAUUUGCGUGGAGAUAAACACGACGAAAAAUCGAGAUGGUCCUUUGAUUGGAUAUGAUGGAAGUUGGAAGACUUGUACCCUGACAGGGUGCCCAUCCGGUAAUCACCCAUGCCUGGUAUGUGAGAAGAACCGUAGAUUCCUCUGCCUGCCGUAUCAUACCAUUCAGAAAGUUACGGACGACAAGCGCUGUCCAUUGGUCAAAUUAGACACCAUUAAAGCGUUUUUCGUUCCAUCGGAUGAUUGUCAUGAGAUGGCGAAGCAAAAAAACGAAGAAUUGAUCGCAUGCUACACUAGUCAUGUGCCUGGUGCCGAUUAUACUUGUGUGCCAUGCGAUCGGCCGAUGAACAUAGAAUUUGGUCCGUUGACCCAGCGUAUGACAUGCGAAUUUGAGGAAUGUCCGAUAGACGGUCAGGUGCCGUGUGGAUCGAAGUGUUAUCCGAUGGAGAAGGUGAAGAUGGUCAAUUCGAAUGGUACCUGUGAACUGCACAAGAAAACAGCGUCGCCGGGCAUCGGA